Molecule: messenger RNA, 12404 nt
Organism: Bombina bombina (fire-bellied toad)
Lineage: Eukaryota; Metazoa; Chordata; Amphibia; Anura; Bombinatoridae
Gene: SAMD3
Product: sterile alpha motif domain containing 3
Exons: 9
Coding region: 1041-2057 (338 amino acids)
Source: RefSeq, a predicted model, not a curated record
CUGAUUCUGAAAGGAUCCAGAUUUUUUUGUGUAAAAUAUUGCUAGAUGCAGAAGUGUCUGGAUGUGUUUGUGUGGGAAACACGUACAUUUGUGUGUGUCCGUUUGUCUAAAGUAGACAUGGAUCUGGUAGGAUCUGACUUUUACCCACUUCCAAUUGGGGAUGUUUAAUGAAGCCUGGGUCUACUUUUACCCUCUCAUCUGUGUGGUAUGUAGAAAGUGUUUAGUCAGUUUACAAUAUUGACGUUAAUUUGCUUAGCACAUAAACCAGACCAUCUUGUUCAAAUAAGCAGCACACCACAAAAUUUAGUUUUACACUGUUUACAGAUCAGUUUGUAGCUGUUUACAUAAUAUGUCACCAUUUUUUGGGGGAUGUUACUGUCUAGUAUAAGGUAAGGAAUAUAGUUUAAUAUCAGUAGAUUUGAAUAAGUAUCAUUAUUAUUUAUUUUUAUUUUAAUUAGGGGGCCCAGAAAAAAAUCUUCCAGUAGGGCCCUCUGUUUAUUAAUUCCACAACUACUUUCUUCAAAUUUGUCCAAUGGAAUUGUAGUCCACAUACUCUAUGCGCACUAAUUUACAGAAUUUGGGGUGUGCACGGGUGACAGUUAUGCAACAUGAUGGCCUCAACAGUUCAGACACUGACGACAGAGGAUCUUCUCCUAAAGUUAAAAGACGCUGGGAUACAAGUCACUGAAGAUGAAGUACAGAAAUUCAGAGAGAAUGAGGUGGAUGGAGAAACAAUAGAGUGUGGCCUCACUGAGAACAUGAUAUCAUACUUAUUUGAAGGUUCAUUUAAAAAACAGGCCAAAUUCAACAAAUUAAUACGGGAGAUGAAGGAGGUGGUAACGAUAACUCUAUAACCAGUGCCACCAGAAUGCUAUCAGCAGCUUUCAACUACAGAAAUAAAUGGAACAAGUGGGAGACUGCCUGCUGGUUUUGUCAUUCCACCAUUUCCCAGAGAUCUUCAGACCAGACUCGAUAACAAAGAAACAUGUCAGAAAUCCUCCAAAGAUAGACACAGAAUCAUUAGAGUUCUCCAUGAAGCUAUGAUAGAACACACAUUGUAUCCCACCAAUGCAGAAUAUGUACAAGUUGUUAAAGCACUUAUUGUGAAAUAUCCUUUCCUUAAGGAUCUGGAAGGGAAUGGUUAUCAUACUUGGCACCAAUCCCUCAAGCGAAAAUUCAAAGCAGAGCGUGCACCUCUGGUUCUUGAUGAAGAGGUAAGAAAGAGCAAGGAGAAGUUUGGGCACAAGAGAGUGAGACUAUCGGAAGAAACUUCAGGAGCCUGUCAGAGAUCUAUGUCAGGGGAGAUCGCGGUAAUUGGUGAGGAUGCAUCUUCUAUUGAGAGUCAUGUGAAUGUCUUGCAUAUUCAGUAUAACAAGAUGAGACCAGACACCUUGGUUGUCAAAGACCGAAUGCAGCAAACUUUUGCAUGGCGGAGAAGGGAGAUAAGAGAUGGAAUGACCGUGGAGGACAUACUUAAGAAAUACCCUUUCUUAAAAACACCCUCAGGGCUGUGUGAUGAAGUUGACCGAAUCCAUUCAUCAACUGUCAACUUAGGCCAGCGCUUUAAGGAGGGCUUUACCAGUAUUGUGCCAAAGGUGCUUGAGCUUGUUCAAAGAAAUAUUCCCUUGGCCAAAAUUUACAAAGAAGCACGAGAAGAGAUGCUUGCAGAAGAUCUUCCAGAUUCUGACUUCCGUGCAGCACUGAUUCUAUUGCCCUACAUCUUUAAAGAGAAAGUUGAGAACUUCAUCACACUGGGAGAGUGUAAUGCUGAUACUCCAUACCCAACCAUACAGUUGGUAGAAACUGGUUGGAAAAUGGCUUUCUCUAGGAGAGUUCACGUCCUUGUCAAAGUAGAUGGUCUUGAGGUGUGCAGAGGAAUAGGAGUUGAAGAAGGGAUAAUUGCAGCAUUCAGCACCUACUUUGUUUUCAACUUGGCUUACCCACCCUACAUGAAAAAUACACUGUCCUUCCUGCAGCGUGCUAUAGCAAAGAUUACUGAGGUGGGUGAAAAGCCCCUUCCAAUAACUGUUACCCGAAUAAUUAAUAUCCUGUGCUGAAUAUGCCACGACCAUAUAGAUGCCCAAGGUGUAGAAGAACAACCUUCACCUUAAUGAAACUAAUACAACAUGUUGGUCUGGUUCACAACCAUGAACCCAAUUUCAACAUCACUUGUGGAUUGAAUGACUGCAAAUCAUCUUUUACAGUAUAUGAGUCUUUCAGGCGUCAUGUCUAUCGCAAACAUAGGAAGCUUGUGCAACCUCAUGACGAUAAGGAUGAUGCUGAAUACAUGGACUAUAAUUUGGAGAACAUGGACUAUCACAAUGAUCUGGAGAAUAGUGGUGAUCUACAGCCUAGGACCGAGGAAAUGCAUCCACCUAGUAGGAAUGAGCUUUUAACAAAUUUUAAAGAAAAUUUCUUUAGUUUCAUACUUAAAUGUAGAGAAAAAAAUCACAUUCCACAGACUGUCCAGCAGGAAAUGGUGAAUGACAUAAAUUUUUUAUUUUGUUAUUUUAAAGAGAAUUACGACUCUUUUAUUACUUAUCAUCUUCAAAAAAAUGGGUUCAACAUUUUGGAAUGUCCAGAAUUAAAAGAAAUAGUGCAGUCAAGUGAUUUUUUUUGAAGAAGCUUCCAAAGUUGUUAGCUCCCCACAUAUGUUGAAAGAACAUUGUAAAUCUCAGCUUAAGUUGGUAGAACCGGUACAUCACAUUUUGAGGUCACAAAGUGGACACAAAAUAGGUACAUAUUCUUAUGUACCCAUCACUGAGGUUUUUUUUUUUUUUUUUUUUUUUUUUUUUUUUUUGAGAUAUUUUAUUAUAUAUAAAGUUUUUAUUGAACAGGUUCAUAAAACAUGACAUAAGAUACACAGUACAAUGUAUAAUAGUGUGCUAUUAAAUUCCAUCUGAUUGCUAUUACAGGUUAUGAACAUGCAGCUUCUGCUGUGUAUCCGCAAGGACAAGAAAAAAGAGAAAAAAAAAAAUCUUUUAUAUAUAAACCGCAUAGGCCUCUAAAUAGGCCAACUUUAGCAUCUUGUCCAGUUAUAUUUGAGGGAACCUUUUUCAAAAUAAUUAAAUAAAAAGAAAAAGAAAGAAGGGGAGGAAGGGGAAGAAAAGGGGAAGAAAAAAAAAAAAGAAAGAAGAGGAAAAGAAGAGGAUAACCGUAGUGAUGUAGAAGGGGUGAAGCAGUAGAAGGGAGAGAAAGAGGAGAAACAUAGGAGGAAGUGUAAAAAGAAGAGGGGAAAUCCAGAAGAGUGGGUAAUGAAGUAAUCUCUCCAAUAUCACCUGUCCCAUAGCAUAAUGUAACAUCAUUGGUCAGAAGCUCGAGUAAGGUCGAAAUUAUGUUGGUACCUGCAGUGAUUCCCAAUAAAGUUUUAUAUUUAAAAACAUGUCAUGUCUAUUUCGUUUAAGAUAAGAGUAUUCUUCCAAAAGAAUAAGUUCUUGUGUUCUAGCUGCCCACUCCGUAAUUGUUGGGACAUUUUGGGAUUUCCAUUUUCUGGCAAUUAGGGAUUUUGCUCCAUUUACGCAAAUUUGAAGUAGGGAAAGUCUAAGUUUACAGGAGAUCCUAGGCCUAGCGUUGAACAGUAUGAUCAUUGGGUUAAAAUUAAAUGUAGUACCUAGUAACGGGUGUAAUAUCUUUUCUAAGGAGUCCCAAAAGGUCCGCAGGCUAGGGCACGACCACCAUAUGUGUGAUAAAGUUCCCUCACCCCCACACCCCCUCCAGCACAAAGAAGAAACCUCAGGGUAUAUCAUUUUCAGUCUGACUGGUGUCAUAUACCACCUUGAAAGAAUUUUAUAGUUCAUUUCGAGGAUCUGGGAAGAAGACGACGUUUUGCCAGUAAAUUCAAACAAUUUAUACCAGUAAUCCGGUGUAAUGUCUUGGUGCAAUUCUUCCUGCCAGGAUUGAGUGUAUGUCGGUAAUGUUCUAUGUACACAAUGGUCUAUAAUUCGCCUCGACAUAGCAAGAGUUCCUCUUGAUGUAAUGGCAGCUCUGCAAAGCGUUUCAAAUGGGGUGAGAGAGCGUGUAAGCUGAGAGCUAUGUGGGGAAACUCGCAGCAGAUUUUGCAAUUGGGAGUAUUUCAACCAGUUAGUAAAUGUACCUUCCAGAACUUCAGAUAAGUCUUGUCUCGGCCUAAGUUUCCCCUGGGAAAGAAAAUCCACCAGCGGAGAUGAAAACCCCAACUCUUUAUAGUGUAUGUCCCCCGUUGAGAGAUGGAUGCCUAAUAGUAAUUCAGUGUCUUGGAAAAUUGGUGUCAUGGGCGAGUGGGGUGUGGAUAUGCCUUUUAUAUGGGUAAUUAUUGUAUCCCAGGUACGAAAGAUGUGUCUAUAAAGAGGGGAUGAUCUAGCUCUAGUUGGGCGAUAUUUAUCCUGCAGCCAGCAAAUUGGGCCUACUUUGGGAGUUUUCAGGAUAUGCGUGUCUAGGGGGAUCCAUGCCUUAUCUUGAGAGCUAUUGUGCCAAUUUAGUAUACGUUGUAGUACGUUAGCCUGAUAAUAUCGGAGUAUAUGGGGAGUACCCAACCCACCAUCUCUCCUAGAUCUAUAUAUAUUUUGCCUAGCCACUCUCGGUUUUUGUCCUCCCCAUAUAAAAUCGUUGAGGAUAGAUUGGAGCUGUUGGAGAUAGGUAUGGGGGAGAUGAAUAGGGAUAGUCUGCAAUAAAUAAAGUAUUCGAGGCAACAAUGACAUUUUCGUGAUUUGGUUUCUGCCCCACCAAGAGAAAUAUUUAUUUCGCCAAGAUUGGCAGUCCCUCGAUAUUUCUUGUAAGAGCGGUGUGUAAUUGGAUUUAAAUAGGGAUGUCAGUCGUGGUGUAACGUUAAUACCUAAGUAUCUGAUGUGAUCACUGUUUAGUUGGUAUGGACAGACCUGGGCCAGAUUUGAGAACUUAUGGGCGUUCAUUGUAAAAUUUAGAAUGUUAGAUUUCUGGUUAUUAAUCAGGAAGUGGGAGAGGCUCCCAAAACGGCUAAAUUCGGUCAAUACGGCCGGUAGAGAUAUACUAGGAUUAGAUAAGGACAACAGUAUGUCAUCUGCAUAUAAGCUUAUUUUAUAAUUGUUGGGGCCUACGGCUAUCCCAGUGAUGUUAGUAUUUAGCCUAAUGUGGGAUGCUAGGGGUUCCAUUGCAAUAGCAAAUAAUAGCGGGGACAGUGGGCACCCCUGCCGUGUACCAUUAUUUAUUUGAAAAGACUCAGACAAAAUACUAUUUACCCUGAUUCUAGCUGUGGGAUUACUAUAUAGACUGAAUAUCCUGUUAAUCAAUUUAUCUCCAAACCCAUAUCCAGUCAACACCGAGCGAAGGUAUACCCAGUUCAUCCUAUCGAACGCUUUUUCCGCGUCGGUUGAGGCCAGGACCAUCUCAAUAUUAGAGGUUGUAGCAAAAUCGAUCAAAUGGAGCGUCCUAAUUGUAUUAUCCCUGGCCUCCCGACGCGGAAUAAAGCCCGCCUGGUCUGUGUGGAUAAUAUGAGGCAACAGCGUACUAAGUCUAGUUGCCAAUAUCUUGGCAUAUAUUUUAGCGUCCGUAUUUAUGAGGGAUAUAGGCCUGUAGCUGCCUGGUUCAAGUGGGGACUUCCCUGUUUUAUGAAUUAAUGUAAUGUGGGCCGAUAAAAAAUCUGUGGAAAAAGAUCCGUUUUCGUCUAUUGAAUUAAAUAAUCUAAGCAGGUGUGGCAGUAAUAUAUUUUUAAAUGUUUUGUAAUACAAAUUGGAAAAACCGUCGGGUCCCGGGCUUUUUUGCAUUGGUAGAGAUUCAAUGGCCUUUAUGAUUUCCAAAGGGGCAAUGGGUUCAUCUAAGCCUGCGGCCUCCUCCUUCGAAAUCUUAAUUAAGUCAGCCUCCCUAACAUAUGUAUCCAUAUCGCUAGUCUCUUCGGGGGAGUCUAUUGGUGGUAAAUUAUAUAGUUUACUGUAGUAGUCAUGAAAUGUUGAGGCAAUUGACUUACUAUCUUGUAUCUCCUCACGAUCUACGUUAUAUAGUUUUUGGACAUAGGAGUUAAGCGUUCUUUGGCGUAAAGCUCUGGCUAAUAGCCUUCCGGCUUUGUUUCCUUCUGAGAAAUAUAAUCUCUUUAGAUAAAAGGCUUGUCUUUGGGCUUCUUUUUGUAACUGGGUAUUAAACUUAUUUCUUGCAAGGGCAAGGUCUCGAUUUAUGAUGGGAUCUAAAGGGUGCUGGAAAUGGGCCUGCUCAAGGGUCGAUAAUUGGUGUUCAAGCGUGCUAUAGUCUGAUUUCCUACGCUUAGUAAGAAAUGCUUUGUGUUUGAGAAAAAUGCCCCUUAUUACCGCCUUGUGUGCAUCCCAUAGGGUACUGGGAGUAAUAGAAUCAGUCAUAUUUAUUCUAAAAUACUCAUUCAGGGCUUUAGAGAUUUGUUCUGUAAAUACUGGAUCUUUUAAAAGUGUUUCAUCCAGUCUCCAGAUGUAUUGGGAGAGUGGAGCCGAGGGCCAAACAACGGUGAGCGUGACCAUAGAAUGGUCCGACCAGGGAAUUAGGGAAAUAGUGGUGGAGUCUAUAAUGUGUAAGCUAAGUUGGUUUACUAAAAUGUAAUCUAUUCUAGACCAGGACCUAUUCGGGUGUGAGUAAAAUGUAAACUCUUUCUUCUGGGAAUGUUGCAACCUCCACACGUCUACUAGGGAGUGGGCUGAUAAAUUGGUAUUAAUGCUUUGUAAUGUGGAUAUGGGGAUCCCACUCCGUCCGUGAGAGCAGUCGAGCAAAGGUGACAGAGCUACAUUAAAGUCGCCUGCGUAGAUAACAAUUCCCCUAGUAGUAGGCAAGUAUCUGUCCAAGGUCUGCCUAAAAAACUUAGCUUGUGCUCUAUUGGGGGCAUACACAUUCACCAGUGUAACCGGUUGAUUGUAUAGAGUGCCCUGUAAGAUAAGAAGUCUACCCUCUUUAUCCUGUUGUUUGGCAGUUAGUUGAAACGGUAAUCUCCUAUUAAAGAGAAUGCCUACUCCAUUUGUUUUACUGUCGUUAUGAGAGAAAUAGCCAAGCGGGUAUGUGCUGGAGGAGAGUGCGGGGGCCCCCUCACGACUAAAGUGUGUCUCCUGAAUAAAGAUAAUGUCGCCCCCCAGCCUGCAAAACCAAUUCAGGGCUACUGAUCUUUUUGUUGGGGAAUUAAGGCCCUUGACGUUUUGGGAAAAAAUUUUUAGUUUAGGGAGGGACAUAAUAAUCUAAGGGUCUGAGCAGCAUAGAGGGGCUAGAACUUACUGGAAUUAAAGGGUGUACCUGCAUGUCUAUAGAUUCCCAUCUCUGGGAUGAGGGGUACUUACUGUGUAACCGAGCUUCUGGUGGCCAAAAAUGAUGUGCAUGAAUGGUACAUAUAAUGCAACAGAUAAUACAGAGAUUGGUAUGUCGAGAGAUCCUCUGGGGGUAGAGAAAAAGGUGAUUAUUGAGAGAAAGAGAGAGAAGAAGAGGGAGAAAAAGUAAAUAAAUAACAAAAAACAAAGACAUUACAGUAAAAUACAAACCUAACCUACCUACAGCAAUUGAAAAAUGGCUCAAGAACAUUGAGCUAUAGGUCAGGGCUAAUACUAUUCUGUUCUAAAUGCAAACAUAUAGGAGAACAUAACAUUCUUAACUAAUAUAAUCUCCAUCCACUUAAAUCUUACUGCCAUCUAACAGUGCAGAGCUAAAAUUAAAAGUGUAAGAUUAACAUAACUAAACAAUGUAAAAAUAAAAAUAAAACUGCAAUAAACAUCACUUUGUGGCUUCCAAUUUUGGAAGCCUAUCUUCUGGAACUCAUAGUGAAACUGUUACCCGAUUUAGGGUCAACUAGCAAUGCUAGAUGGAGACGGCUAGAGGGUAUUGGGUCAUCAUACCACCUUAGCAAAAAAAAAAAAAAAAAAAAAAAAGUAUUUUCCGGCUUAUAAGGCUGUGUCCAUCUAUUCUAAAGUACUAUUACCACAUAGUCGUCCACAUAUAGGAAGUACUGUUCAUAGGUGGGUCGCCCCCUGGGGAGCAUCAAGAUGAGGUAGAAAAGGAAACACCUUUCCAGAAGUAAAGUGGUGGAAAAAGUUCAGAUAGAUACUAAAGGACCUCAGGUAGGUGUUUGUUGAGCAUCAUCUUGGCCUGAGAAGGGGGUAGCAACAGUCUUGUCUUUUCUCGAUCUUUUCCGGUUGACUGUGGUCCAGCCCAAUCUUUGGGGUCUGGGGGCAUGGGUGUCUUGUUGAUCCUGAUCAGACUUGGAUUCAUUAAGUUUGGGAAGGGUAGGUAGAGGUAUGUUCAAUUGUUUACAGAAAGGUUCAAUAUCUUCCAGCGAUCUAUAGGUGAAUGUCUGUGAACCCCGAAUCACCCUAAGGCAAAACGGGAAACCCCAUCUAUAAGGUAUCUUCAGUGUUUGUAGAUGUUGUGUUAAGUACCUGGCCUCUCUCCUUUUACCAAGUGUGAUAGGGCUUACAUCUGCGUAUACCUGUAGAUGACUAUCUUCAAAGCAAAUAUUCUGUUUUUUCCGAGCUGCAGUAAGGACCAGUUCCUUGUCUUUGAAGAGUUGAAAUUUUAAAAUCACAUCUCUUGGCGGAUCCGUAGGUUUCGGAGGUGGUCUGAGUGCCCUGUGGGCCCUAUCUAGUGGGAUAGAAGGUAAUUCAGAUUCAUCAGUAAUAUGCUGAAAGAUUUUUUGCAGGUAAUCCUCAAGUAGAGGGGGGAGGAUAGUCUCUGGGAUACCCCUAAUCCUAAGGUUUUAACGUCACCCCCUAUUGUCCAGAUCUUCUACAUGGGUUUGGAGGUUGUCUAUAGUGACACUCUGUUGGUACGCCUGUCUGGAAAGUAAUUCAAGCUCUGAGUUGAUAUGAUCAGAUCCUUCCUCCAAGUAUUCCAUUCUAUCCCCUAGAUCAUUAAUGUCCUUCCUGACCUCUUUAAGGCCAUCCUUUAUGAGUUGACUGACCUGUGAUAGCAGUGCAGCAAAGUCAUCUUUGGUGGGUAAAAAAUUUAAAUCUGCCCUUGUGAGUGGUCUGGUGUUCCUAGAGGACGUUUGAGAUUGUAUUGAUUCAUCAGAGUCACUCAUGUUAUCUUGCAUUCCAGCUGCCGGCCCAGGGGUGGCUUCUAAGGGCUUAAAAAAUUCUUUUAGCAUAGAUGGGUUUUGCAUGUUUUUUAGGCUCUUACUGCCUUUAGGUGCUUUUUUCUGUCCGUUAACAGACAUCUUGCAGCGUCUGGAGUAGGUGAUGAAGGUCUAUUAACUCAGAUUGGACUCUCUCUUAUUCUCUAGACCAGAUGUAGACAGAGGUUUAAGAAGCCACAGUUUGAUUAAAUAUUGGCGUGAUCACCCACCAUUAGGUUAUAUUUAGAAAUUUCUUAGUCGGGUUCCCCGCUGUCAGUGUAUAUAGCAGAGACUCGUGGCGUUAAAUCACAAUGUGUGUUGUGCCUGGCCUGUUAGUUUGUGGUGCGGCAUAAUUACUUAGCGUGUAGCAUAUUCAAAAAAGUGAUCUAGCUCGCUCGUGGCUUAUUCUCAGCUUGUCCCAAAAUAUCAUGUCUCAGCUCUCAGUGGCUGGCCGAGUUCAGAGUGUGCAGCAGUGAUGACGAGGCCUUGCUGUAAUGUGGGCCAUCGGGGAGGGCAGGCCCUAAUGGCGCACUACUCACUGUCUCAGACGGCGGUUCUCUUACUUGUGCUGGGCCGGUUCAGGUCCGGAACAUCUUUCCCGAUCUGCUCCAAGGAGGUAUAGCGGCGGGUAUGAGUUGCGAUGUGUCGCCUCGCAGCCUGCAGAACAGGCCUCCGUAGUGUCCAGAUAUGGCGGCGGUUAACCUCCGAUAUGUUGUGGUGCGGUGCUGCUUUUCAAUGCUGGAUAAAGCACCAGGGCACUGUUGAAUAGCUGACCUGUAGGUCGAUGUGGAGAUAGAUCAGCUUUUUAUGCUCCUAAAUAGGCUUUUUAGCCCUGACAGACACGGAGCUCACUCAUGUGCGUCCUCCAUGAUGAGCUGCUAGCUCCGCCUCCCAUCACUGAGGUUUUAACUAACUAUUGUUCACAUGAAGACAUAUUUGAUGAAAUUCAGGCUAACAAUUAUCUAGACAGAGAUGCAGAUUAUUUAAGUGACUACUCAGAUGGUAUAUAUUUCAAGGAAAAUCCCUUCUUUAAUGUUAAUCCUCAUGCCCUGCGUCUUCAUUUCUAUGAAGACAAAUUUGAAGUUGUCAACCCCUUAGGUUCAAAGAGAAACAAACACAAGCUUUGUGCUUUCUAUUAUAUGGUAGGCAACCUCAAACAUCGAUCAAAACUGAAGCACAUCCAUCUGGCUUUGUUAGUACGUCAAACAUUUGUAAAACUCUAUGGUUUGGUAACCAUCUUAAAACCCAUGUUAGACGAUCUUAAAAAACUUGAAAGUGAAGGGUUCACUGUAACUGUAGGUGGGAUUGAGCAGACUAUUCAUGCUGCACUAGCAACAUUUUCAGCAGAUAAUCUUUCAGCGCAUAUGAUAGGUGGUUUUACAAUGUCAUUUAACUCUGCUAGAGUUUGCCGUUAUUGCAUGGCAACACACACAGAAAUUAAAGAAAAAUUCAGAGAGGACGAUUUUGUUUUAAGAACCCCAGAGGUUCAUCAGUACCAUCUGACAUGUAUUGAUAAUGCUGAGGAUAAAAGAAUGUAUGGUGUAAAUAGUCUCUCACCAUUUAAUGAGCUAAAGUAUUUUGAUGUGACAAAGGCAUUUCCUCCUGAUAUAAUGCAUGAUUUAUUAGAGGGGGUUAUUCCGCUUACAAUGAAGCUAGUUCUGACCUGGGCUCACAAAGAGAAACACAUUACUAUUUAUGAAGUAAAUGAAGAACUUAAGCAACUUUCAAUUGUUCAAAAUGACAAGAGAAAUACACCAGUACAGUUGUCAGAGAGAAAUUUGCACAAUGGAAUUAUUGGAUCAGCUUCACAAAAGUGGUUUCUGUUUAGGAUUUUGCCAUUUUUAAUAGCACACCGAGUACCACCCAAUAGCAAAUAUUGGAAUGUUUUCCUGUUAUGUCGUGAAAUUGUUGACAUUGUCAUUGCCCCAAGGGUGAAAAAGGAGAACCUAGCAAUGUUAGAUGUACUUGUUUGCGAGUUCUUGACGCAACUUACAGAUGUUUUUGGGGAUGUUGUCACACCCAAGUGUCAUUAUUUGAUUCACUAUUCAAGACUGAUGUUAAUGUAUGGACCUCUGCGUUCACUUUGGUGCAUGCGUUUUGAAGCAAAACAUCAAUAUUUUAAGACUGUUGCAAGUAGCUGCAGAAACUUUAUUAAUAUUGCUAAAACUUUAAGUGAGAGGCACCAAAUGAGGCAAUGCUGGGAGUUUUCCCCACCUAAUAUUCUUGAUGAAUUUGAGAUGGUACAAGGUAGGAGUGUAGAGACUCCGUUUUCAUCGCUCCCAUUAGACCUACAAACAACUCUUACUAGUGUACAUGUAAAUGAAGAUUCAUGCAAAGACAUCCAGCGUGUUUCAGAAGUGACUAUUAACAGUGUAAAAUAUGCUUUAAAAGAUGUAUUCAUAGUUGAUUAUGUCCAUGCAGAGGAAAUUCCUUUAUUCUUCCAAAUUAAAUAUAUUUUAAAUAUCAAUACCAUAUGGCUUCUGUGUGGUAAACUUUUAAUCCCAAUAACUUAUGAUUCACACUUCCAUGCAUACUCAGUCAAAGUUGAUCCUGAAUGGAGUAUAAUUAAACCAGGGCAAGAGAUGGACUUUCAGGCCCUUGACACAUACUCUGUCGAUGAUAAAUUGUUUGUUAUUCUCAAGAAUGUUUAAAAUGCAAAGUUAAAAUGAAAUGUGUAGUAUUGUUUUUAGAAAAAGUUAAAUUGCUUAAUAUAUCUUAUUCUUAAAUGUUUAAAAUGAUUUUAAGGAGAAUACAAAGAUACAGUUAAAGGGAUAUGAAACCCAAAAAUGUUCUUCUGUGAUUCAGAGGACACCAUUUUAAAGAAGUUUACAAUUUACUUCUAUUAUCAAAUUUGCUUUAUUCCCAUGAUAUUCUGUGUUCAGGAGAUACCUGAGUAGGCAUCUAAAGCACUAAAUGACAGGAAAUAGCGCUGCCAUCUAGUGCUCUUGCAUAUGGAUACCAUUCUUGCAAAACUGCAACAUAUAGUGCACUAGAAAUAGUCCAGCUUCUAAGCAUACGGCCAUGCUUUUCAACAAACGAUACCAAAAGAAUGAAGAAAAUUUGAUAAUAGAAGUAAAUUAGAAUGCUGUAUAAAAUUGCAUGCACUAUCUGAAUCAUGAAAGAAAACAAUUGGGUUUCAUAUCCCUUUAAUUAAAUGUACUGUUUUGGUUUUUUAAAUGCUUAAUAUAUGUGAUCCUUCAUGUUUUAAGGGCAUAAAAGUUACAGUUAAAAUUUAAAUGUGUAGUACAGUUUUUGAAAAAGUGAAAUUGCUCAAUAAAUGUAUAUGCAUCCUGAUAUAUUAAUACGUUGUGAUGCAAUGCAUAAAUCAGUCAUCCUGUGAAAAAUGCACACAAAAAUGUGAAAAUGUACAUUUUUUAAAGGUUAUUUAUUAAAUGAUGGAACAUCA